CUCAGCCAGGCACCGUCCGGUCCGAAAUCCCUCACUGUAUAAACUUGAAGCAGAAACCUGGACCCGAACUGUAGCGAGGAGGGGAAUGACGACGGCGACGAGGCUGAUAGCCAAGAGAUCCAGCAAGUACUUGGAGGAGGCGCUGUACAAGAGACUCUUCCGUGAGGGAAGCUCACCGCCGAGCAUCAGAAAGGAGCUUACCCUCUUCCUUAAGAGCCGAAAGCGCGUUUUCAAAUGGGAGGUCGGAUUAUCCAUCCGCAAGCUUCGGGAACGAAAACGCUUCCUUCCAGCACUUAAGCUUCAAGAAACUAUGGCGAAGAGAGGCAUGAACUUGACACUCAGUGAUCAUGCAAUCCAGCUAGAUCUUGUAGCCAAGGCCAGGGGACUUAGUGCUGCAGAGGAAUACUUUGUCAAGCUCCAAGACCAUGCUAAAAACCAUCUAACUUAUGGGGCGCUACUCAAUUGCUACUGCAAGGAACUGAAAACAGAGAAAGCAGAAGCCCUCGUAGAAAAGAUGAAAGAGUUGAAUUUCAUGUCCAGUUCAAUGGCCUACAACAGCUUAAUGACCCUCUACUCAAAAACCAAUCAACCUGAAAGGAUUCCCAAUAUCAUACAAGAAAUGAAGGCUAAUGACAUCCUACCCGAUUGUUACACCUAUAACAUUUGGAUGAGGGGCCUUGCUGCCAUGAAUGACAUAUCUGGGGUGGACAGGGUCAUUGAAGAGAUGAAGAGAGAUGGCCGGAUUUCGGCAGAUUGGACUACAUAUAGCAACCUGGCAUCCAUCUAUGUUGAUGCUGGCAUGUUUCAGAAAGCUGAAGUAGCUCUGCUAGAGCUGGAAAAGAGAAAAUCACUUUCAAACCUCGAGGCUUAUCAAUUCUUGAUCACACUUUAUGGUCGAACUGGUAAUCUUGUUGAAGUUCAUCGCAUAUGGCGUUCUCUGAAGCUGGCUUUCCCUAAGACCCCAAAUAUUAGCUAUUUAAAUGCGGUUCAGGUGCUCGUGAAGCUGAAGGAUAUGCCAGCUGCUGAAGCAUUAUUCAAGGAAUGGGAAUCGCAGUGCUCAACAUAUGAUAUGCGGGUGGCCAAUGCGUUAAUUGGGGCUUAUUUAAAGGAAGACAUGUUAGAGAAAGCUGAAGCUUUUAAGAAGAGAGCAAAGAAGAGAGGUGGAAGACUAAAUUCCAAAACAUGGGAGAUCUUCAUGGACUACUACAUGAGGAAAGGAGAUAUGAAGAUGGUACUGCGGUGUGUCGAUCGUGGAGUGAAGAAGGGUAGAAGCCAUGGGAGGAUCUGGGUGCCGAAGAAUGAAGUUAUUAUGGCAUUGAUGGCUUAUUUUGAGCAGAAGAAGGCUGUAAAGAGUGCGGAGAAAUUGAUUGAGCUUUUAAAGAUGGUGCAGAAUGAUCUGGGAGAAGAGGUUUUUGAGGCCCUUGUAAAGGUAUAUGCAGCUGCUGGAAAGACGAGCCCCGGCUUGCGGCGACGAUUGAAGAUGGAGAAUGUGGUGAUAAGCGAUGAGACAGAAAAGUUGCUUCAAACGGUCUGUGUGGAAUAGUAAAGCAUUGCCUUGAAGAAAAUGGUUAGAACUAUCUUAUUAUAAUUUCUUUGAUUUUUGCAGCCUUCAUGCUUCUUAAUGAAAUUUUGUUUUAUAGAAAAUUUUGUUCACUUUGAUGAACUGCUGAUUGUUGAAAGAAUCAUUUGUUACCACAUAUUAAGUGCUGCUAUAAUAGCAUAUGUUUUCAGGUAAA
Messenger RNA from Dendrobium catenatum, 1736 nucleotides. Its product is annotated as pentatricopeptide repeat-containing protein At1g60770. Lineage: Eukaryota; Viridiplantae; Streptophyta; Magnoliopsida; Asparagales; Orchidaceae. The transcript is spliced from 2 exons. Gene Ontology annotation, cellular component: mitochondrion. The coding region runs from base 86 to 1543 and encodes 485 amino acids. The record is from RefSeq and is a predicted model, not a curated record. Gene Ontology annotation, molecular function: protein binding.